GCCGGGGGGGAACCGGGCCGGGAGGGGGCGCUCAGCGGCGGCCGAGAGGGAACAUGGCCCGGUGGGGGCCGGCCCGGGAGCCCGAGUGGGCGUCAGAGUCGUGGCAGCCCCCCCCGGCGCCGCAGCCCCCCGAGGUGGAGAAGGCGUCGGUGUCGUCGGUGCAGGAGAUCUCACUGUGGACGGUGGUGGCGGCCGUGCAGGCGGUGGAGAGGAAAGUGGAGUCUCAGGCUUUGAAGCUGUUGAGUUUGGAAGGACGCGCGGAAUCGGCCGAGAAGAAGGUGAUGGGGUUGGAGAAAGCGGUUCGGGAUUUCGGGAACCGUUUGGAAAGGAAAUGGUCGGCGUUGGCAGCUUUGGUACAGGAGAACACGCGGAGGUUGGAACACGUCGAGAGGCAACUCCAGCAACGGAGCUGCUGUUGGGCACCGCGGCCGAGCCCCGCGCCCGGGGCGGAUGAGCCCAAGGUGCCAGCGGCGUGUGAGGAUGACGCAGCCAGUUUGCCGGAGCCGGAGUUGGGGAGCUCGGAGAGCCGGCAGAAGGAGCUCUACAGGAUGACGCUGAAGGGGAACUACGAGCCUGUGGUCUCUCUUGGUCACGGGGAUUCCAGCUCCAAACCUGCUCUGUUGCCACCACCUGAGGACGGGGAGGAUUCGGGUGUGAGGACCCACGACCUGCCGGAGACGGGAGCGGUGUUGGAGCACCUCGGUGAGAAGAUCGUGAUCAAGACAGAAGAUCAACAGCCUCAAGAGGAAGGAUCGGAAAUCCUGGCUGUGCCGCCGGCAUCCUCGGUGAGAUUGGAAGAGGAGGUUCCCAUGAGCCAGGAGCAGCCGGUGCCCUGGGAAAGCCACGCUGUCUUGGAGGAGGAGAAGGUAGCAGGAGAAGGCUUGGUGGAAUUCUGCAAACACGUAGCUUCCCAACCGGAAUUCAAGCCCGUGGUGGUUCCCGUCGAAGCUCACCCAGCGCCGGGUUUGCCUUUCCCGGCCGAACACGUCCUCGGCGUUGGAACCGACCAAGCCUUCGCCGUGCCUCAAGGAAUCCCCUUAGCAGAAGACACCACCGCCGAGAUGGUGACCUCGCAGCCCAACUCGGAGGAGUAUCGUCCCUGCGCCGUUGGGGAAGAGCCGUGCGCUCUGCCGUUGGGUUGGAAGAGCGUCCGGCUGAAACGCAACCUCCUGGCGCGGCAGCAGAACCAGGCGAGGAAAAACAGCGGCUCCUUCAUCUGCACGGCUUGCGGCAAGAGCCUGGCCCACCACGCCGCGCUGCUGCGGCACCAACGCCUUCACACCGGCGAACGCCCCUUCCAAUGUCCGGCUUGCGGCAAGAGCUUCAACGAGAAAUCCAACCUCAAUAAGCACUACCGCAUCCACACCGGCGAGCGGCCCUACCGCUGCUCCGCCUGCGGCAAAGGCUUCAUCCAGAAGCAUCACCUCCAAAAGCACCAACGCAUCCACGGCGUGCAGCUCCGGGGUGGCUGGACGGGCCGACCGGCGCGAGCCAGCGCUGCCGGCGAGCGGCUCUACCGCUGCAUCGAGUGUGCCGAAAGCUUCCCGCAGAAAACCUCGCUGGAGGAGCACCAACGCCGGCACACCCAGCAGCGCCCUUUCCAGUGCAACGGUUGCAGCAAGAGUUUCCGACACCGACAGUCUCUAAACCAUCACCAAAAGGUCCACGCCGUUGCCAACUCCACCGCCACUUUGCCGAACUAUGACCGGGAGCCGGAGAGCAGCUCCUGCAAGCCUUUGACCCAGGAUAAUCCCUAAGGGCAGAGGCCCGAGGAAGGAAAGGGCGGCGUUUCUCCGGGCUGCUCGGCAGAGGUGACGCCGGGACACACCAGGCAGCUGGUGUUGCGCUGCCGUGGGCGCUGUCGGCAACGCCGUGGGGCUCAUGGCACCACCAUGGGGCUGUCGGCAACGCCGUGGAGCUCAUGGAACUACCAUGGGGCUGUCGGCAAUGCCAUGGAGCUCUUGGCACCACCACGGGGCUGUCGGCAACGCCGUGGAGCUCAUGGAACUGCCAUGGGGCUGUCGGCAACGCCG
Messenger RNA from Cuculus canorus (common cuckoo), 2033 nucleotides. Its product is annotated as zinc finger protein 777-like. NCBI's taxonomy places the organism in Eukaryota, Metazoa, Chordata, Aves, Cuculiformes, Cuculidae. Bases 54 to 1757 code for a protein of 567 amino acids. The record is from RefSeq and is a predicted model, not a curated record. Gene Ontology annotation, biological process: negative regulation of transcription by RNA polymerase II. The transcript has 5 exons. Gene Ontology annotation, molecular function: DNA-binding transcription repressor activity, RNA polymerase II-specific.